UUCAUAGAAAAGCAACAUGGUUACACAAUAUUUAACUGUUUUUUUAAAAUCAUUAUUUAAUUAACAAAUGUAGAUGCAUCCCUCUCUGUCUCAGUUGCCAUCACUGCUGUUCUUCUGCUGGUCUGCUGAUUGCAGACAUGGUGGAGUUCAUGACGCAUGAGCAGUUAGGUCAGCAAAUCAAUCAAGAAGAGGGUUUUUAUUGAUAAAGGCCUGUUUUUCCUCAGAGCUCUACUUUGAUUUUUAAUCCCUCCAUGUUAAUAGAUGUGGAGACUUAACACUGUUUGGAUCAGUCAACUAUUCACUCAUGUUUAUUGAUCUGCUUUCUGUUUUCUCCCAAUCUGCCCAUUUUCACAGAUGUUGAGGUCUUGUAAAGCCACGGGCAGUGAUUCUGCUUUGUUGUACACGUUUGGCUGAUUCCACUCUUGCAUCCAGUGUUUUUAGACAUUCAGGAUAUUUCUGGAUCUAAGAAUCUGCUAAUAAGGUAAAUGAGGAUGGUCAUCUUGUUUGUCACUAAUUUGACAAACCAUCUGGGUAUGUUUGAGUGUUGACCACUUACGUCAGUGUCUAUCCUGGUGCUCCGAUGUUAAUCCAUUUCACUUUUACCCCUACGAACGUCAAAGAAAGACUGACAUCCCUAUACGUCUCCAACCCCCUCAUACUCUAUAACCACACACACACACGAGCGCGCGCGCGCCACCACUCCCAUUCCGCCGCCAGACCAUGAAAAACGGAUCAAUUCGGACUGGUCUUUUUCUUCUCCCGGAUCAUCAUCCGCCCACCUCAAUUCUGAUUUGACGAACGUCCUGGGUCACGAUAACGUCGGCCGCUCGGCCUAUAUAAGCACCAGAAAGUUUUCCAAACACCCAGCAAAACGUAAAGUCGGCCACUCACUAAGAGCAGACAAGAAAAAGCGCGCUGCUUUCCUUUGCGUAAAUCAAAGUGCCAAGACGGUUCCAGACAUGGAGAGGUCAGUCAGGUUUGCCGUGGUGUGCGUCGGGGUGUCUCUGCUCAUCUCCUGCCAUCCAGUCGAAGCCUGGUACAAGCAGUCGACCGGGCCCAGUUACUACUCGGUGGGUCGCGCCUCCGGUUUGCUGUCCGGUAUCAGGAGGUCGCCGUACGUCCGGAGGUCCGAGUCUGAAGAGACGCUGAUGGACAGCGGGGAGACAGCAGGUAACAACGUGAUCCCAGAGACUAACAGGCAGAUCUCCAUCCUCAAAAGCAUGGCCAUCUGCGUGAAGGACAUCUCUCCAAACCUGAAGAGCUGCGAGCUGCUGCGGGAUGGGACGGGCACGUUCCAGUGCAAAGCGGACGUCUUCCUCACCCUGGACUCCCUGGACUGUCUGUCCGCGUGAGUCCCGGUUCGGACCGGCAGAGAAAGUCCUCCUCGUCCUCCUCCACCCGAGCCCCGGGAGCGCCUCUCUGGAAACCCGAAAAAAAAAAAAAAGAUUAAGGAAAGGAAUGAAAGGGGGAUGGAUGAUGAGUGUGUUGGGGUUCGGGGGUGAUGGCGCAGAGGAAAAAAAUCCGAUCAUUAUCGAUGAUGGACCGCUGCAGACUCUGAAUGUUCGCUCUUAUUUGAAAAAAAAAAAACACAAACAUUGUUCAGUUUUGCUUUGGUUGAGUAAACAGGAGUAUAAAAGAAAAAAAAAAAUCAGUGCGAGAGAUGUUAGUUGAAACCACUUUCUUUUCAGAUGAUCUCCCGUCUUUACUGUUUAACCCCUGACAUGUACUCGCCGUUACCAACAUGUAUUAAAUGUUCAGAAAGUUGACUGCAGAGCAAUUUCCUGGAAAGUACUUUUAUUUAUUUUAUCUAUUAAAAUGAACAAACACUGGUAA
Molecule: messenger RNA, 1833 nt
Organism: Lates calcarifer (barramundi perch)
Lineage: Eukaryota; Metazoa; Chordata; Actinopteri; Centropomidae
Gene: npb
Product: neuropeptide B
Exons: 2
Coding region: 960-1352 (130 amino acids)
Biological process (GO): feeding behavior; G protein-coupled receptor signaling pathway
Molecular function (GO): G protein-coupled receptor binding
Source: RefSeq, a predicted model, not a curated record